AUGACGACGGUCGAACUCACGCCGGCGCUGAUCCUGCGGGCCUAUGGCUGCGGGCUCUUCCCCAUGGCGGAGGGCAAGGCGGAGCGUGAUGUCUUCUGGGUCGAUCCCGAGACGCGCGGCGUCAUCCCGCUCGACGGCUUUCACGUGCCCCGCCGGCUCGCGCGUACGGUACGCGCCGGGCGCUUCCGGAUCACCGUGGACCGCGAUUUCCCCCGCGUCGUGCGAGGCUGCGCGCGCCGCACCGGGGCGCCGGCCCGAAUCCUGGAUCAACGGGCCCAUCUUCGAGGCCUACUGCGCGCUGCACCGGCAGGGGCACGCCCACAGCGUGGAGGCUUGGCACGACGAUACGUUGGUCGGCGGCCUCUAUGGCGUGGCACUGGGUGCCGCGUUCUUCGGCGAGAGCAUGUUCAGCGUCGAGCGGGAUGCCAGCAAGGUCGCACUCGUGCAUCUGGUCGCACGCCUGAAGGCGGGCGGCUUCACCCUGCUGGAUACCCAGUUCGUCACCCCGCACCUCAGCCGCUUCGGCGCGGUCGAGAUGCCGCGCGCCCGUUACCUUUCGCAGCUCGCCGAUGCGCUCCCGCGCCCCGCGACCUUCUAUCCGUCCGGCUUCUCCGAUGCAGCGUUUUCCGGUGCCGGCGCCGCCUCGGUACAGGCGAGCACCCAGAUGUCGUAGACUGGGUGCUCGAGCGCCGCGAGACCCGGCGUGGACGAGAACAUCCAACCCGUAUAGAGGCGCACCGCGCGCUCAUCGUGUUGUACCUCGUCGAUCUCAAGGAAGGCCACGUUCUCCGGCGGCUCUUCGGGCGGCGCCGCGUGACAGGCGCGCACAACGAUGCGGAGCGUUCCGAAACGGACCGGCCGGUCGAGCGGCGCUUCCAGCCUGGAGGUCCGUGCCACCACCUUGUCCAGCGCCUGGAGCACCGCGAGCCUGCGCUCGGCCGCGGCGGCAGCCGCGCCAUCGACCAGGGCCGCCCCGAGCGCUGCACCCGCGACCAGGAAAAGAAGACUGACCCUCACCUACUCCGCGCCGAAUGCGAACUUGCCGAUCAGCUCCUCGAGCAGGAGCGAGGAUUGGGUGUACGCGAUGCGGCCGCCGUCGGCGAUCAGAGUCUCCUCGGCGCCCGGCUGGAGGUCGAUGAACUUGCCGCCGAGCAGGCCGUCGCUGACCACUGCCGCCGUGGUAUCCAACGAAAGCUCGACCGUCUCGUCGAUGCUCAUGCGGAGCACGGCGCGGUAGGUCUCGGGCUCGAGUGUGCGCUCGAUCACGCUGCCGACCUUGAUACCGCCGAUGCGCACAUCGGACCCGUUGGCGAUGCCGUCAACACGGUUGAACGCGGCGCUCACCUCGUAGCCGCUCACCGUGGCAACGCCGCUCCGGGUAUAGGCGAAGACGACGAAGCCGAUGGCCACCGCCAGCACCACUGCACCCAGCAGGGUCUCGACAAGGCUCCUCGACAUGGCGAUUUCCUUCCCUGCUUCUACGCGGAGGAUUGCUGCCUCGCCCCGCCUUGGCAAGGCCGCCUCGAGUCGCAGUUUGACACAGUGCACACAGUCUCUGGUACCAACUCUGGAUAG
Geodia barretti is the source of this 1575-nucleotide messenger RNA. Lineage: Eukaryota; Metazoa; Porifera; Demospongiae; Tetractinellida; Geodiidae. The record is from the annotation of a GenBank genome assembly.